AUGAAGGUCCUCGCGCCGCUCACGAUGGCCUGCGCGGCCAGCGCCCACACCAUCUUCUCGUCGCUCGAGGUCGGUGGCGUCAACCAGGGCGUCGGCCAGGGCGUGCGAGUGCCCUCGUACAACGGCCCGAUCGAGGACGUGACGUCCAACUCGAUCGCGUGCAACGGCCCGCCCAACCCAACCACGCCAACCUCCAAGGUGAUCACGGUGCAGGCGGGCCAGACUGUGACCGCCAUCUGGCGCUACAUGCUGAGCACGACCGGGUCGGCGCCCAACGACGUCAUGGACAGCAGCCACAAGGGCCCGACCAUGGCCUACCUCAAGAAGGUCAGCGACGCGACCAGCGACUCGGGCGUCGGCGGCGGCUGGUUCAAAAUCCAGGAGGACGGCCUCGCCGCCAACGGCGUGUGGGGCACCGAGCGCGUCAUCAACGGCCAGGGCCGCCACGCCAUCACCAUCCCCGAGUGCAUCGCCCCGGGCCAGUACCUCCUCCGCGCCGAGAUGCUCGCCCUCCACGGCGCCGGCAACUACCCGGGCGCCCAGUUCUACAUGGAGUGCGCCCAGAUCAACGUCGUCGGUGGGUCCGGCACCAAGACCCCCUCGACCGUCAGCUUCCCUGGCGCCUACAAGGGCACCGACCCCGGCGUCAAGAUCAACAUCUAUUACCCGCCCGUCACCAACUAUACGGUUCCUGGUCCCAGCGUCUUCAAGUGCUAA
Messenger RNA from Chaetomium strumarium, 717 nucleotides. RefSeq names its product glycoside hydrolase family 61 protein. Lineage: Eukaryota; Fungi; Ascomycota; Sordariomycetes; Sordariales; Chaetomiaceae. The record is from RefSeq and is a predicted model, not a curated record. The coding region runs from base 1 to 717 and encodes 238 amino acids. The transcript has 2 exons.